CAAUGCCGGUUUCCAAUGCAUCAGCUUUCUACAGUAGAGGGCGCCAGAUUGCUGGUUACUCUGCCACGGAUGCAUUGCUACAAUCAAGGCAUACCAACUCUAACGUCACGGUAAAGCGUACCCCUGGAUUCCUGAGCGUCUCUAACUCAAAGGUUGUACCCGAUCACAAGCUACCCGGCUGGAGGCAGAAGAGCAUCCCCACAGCAGUCAAGACGUCUCAGAUCAGUCUUCAAGGAUUCUCAAAUCUUGGUAAUACGUGUGGUGUUACAUGAACGCCAUUCUCCAGUCGCUAUUCUGUCUGGAAUGCUUCACUGCAGACAUGCAGAAUCAAGACAUCAUUCCACUCAUGCAGAAAUCAAGUCUCUACUGGUAAGACAUUUUGGGCCCCUCACGAUUGAGACUUGUCAGAGAAGAUGUGGCGUAAACA
Messenger RNA from Asterias rubens (European starfish), 427 nucleotides. Its product is annotated as ubiquitin carboxyl-terminal hydrolase 37-like. The record is from RefSeq and is a predicted model, not a curated record. The coding region runs from base 3 to 272 and encodes 89 amino acids. NCBI's taxonomy places the organism in Eukaryota, Metazoa, Echinodermata, Asteroidea, Forcipulatida, Asteriidae. The transcript is spliced from 3 exons.